Messenger RNA from Colletes gigas, 3131 nucleotides. It is a transcript of the gene Hmt-1, whose product is annotated as ATP-binding cassette sub-family B member 6. Gene Ontology annotation, biological process: transmembrane transport; heme transport. The transcript has 11 exons. The record is from RefSeq and is a predicted model, not a curated record. Gene Ontology annotation, molecular function: heme binding; ABC-type heme transporter activity; ATP hydrolysis activity. Bases 350 to 2881 code for a protein of 843 amino acids. NCBI's taxonomy places the organism in Eukaryota, Metazoa, Arthropoda, Insecta, Hymenoptera, Colletidae. Gene Ontology annotation, cellular component: membrane.
CCUGUCAAACUGUGCGUUUGACGAAGUCUGACGUAGGUGAUAAUAUAAAUUUCGUAUAUUUAAAAAUGAUAAUUUUCUAAACGUAUGAAAAAGUGUUUCCUUCGGCGUAACUUGCAUUUUCGUCGUAAAGAUGUCCUAAUUAUAAAUUAAUCAAAGUAUCAAAUUUCAUAUAACAAACAUGCAAAUGAGAAUAACGAUUACAAAUAAUAUAAUAACAGGAAAAGUACCAAGAAUAAUAAAAUAAUAUUUAAUCUAAUAUUGAAAAAAGAACAAAGAAGAUAUUAUUUAAAAAUAUCUUUUUAAUAACUUCUUGACGGUACAUUAAAAAUUAAACUUCGAAAGAUUCAAAAUGAAUACAACAAUGACUUAUUGUCCUCCAAACAUAACAUUUAACGAGAUUUGGGUAGAUCAUGGAGUGUCAAAAUGUUUCAUGGAUACUAUCAGUACUACAGUGAUUUCAUUGUUUCUAUUGAUUUUUGGUACAAUACAACUUUGGACGUACAGAAAGUAUGGGACAGAAAUUACUACAGCUUUGUUACCCAAAAGUAAAUUAUAUGUUAUACAAAAAAUUCUUCUAUACUUUGUUCCAAUGCUUAGUAUAAUAAGAAUAAUUCUACAAGGAACAGUUUUAGAUGACAAAAGAGUCUAUGGCUACAUGAUUGUCACAACAGUAUUAACUGUAAUUGUUUAUCCAUAUUCCGUGUACAUAUUGCGAGUAGAAAGGCACAAUCUGUUACCAAGUGUGCCAACACGUUGUCAUGGUCUUGUUUUGUUGAGCUUUUGGACUUUAGCAUUUGCUACUGAAAAUCUUGUCUUUAUUAACAUUGGAAAACUUGAAUGGUGGUUUCAUUUAAAUACAUUGACGGACCAAAUUGAGAUGGUACUAUUCGUUUUACGUUACAUGAGCAAUCUUAUCAUCUUUGCCUUGGGACUUAAAGCUCCAGGAAUACCUGGAAAUACAGAUGGUGAAUAUCAUAUUUUUAAUGAUGGCUCAACUACACGAUCAAGAUAUUAUCAAGGUAGACCCGAUGAUACCAGUUCUGCAUGGAAGAAUGCUUGGUAUAAGAUAAAAGUUUUCGCACCAUUUUUAUGGCCUGAAAAAAGUUUUAUGCUUCAACUAAGAGUUUUGUUUUGCUUUGUAUUACUCAUAUUAGGACGUGUCAUAAACUUGUACGUCCAAAUUUAUAAUGGAAAAAUUGUGGACAGUAUUAAAGAAACUCCUAUAACAUUCAGGUGGGACCUUAUUUUAACAUAUGUAGUAUUCAAAUUCUUGCAAGGUGGAGGCACAGGUGGCAUGGGAUUACUGAAUAAUCUAAGAUCAUUCUUAUGGAUUCGUAUUCAACAAUAUUCAACUCGGGAAAUUGAAGUUGAAUUGUUCAGGCAUUUACAUAGUUUAAGUUUACGCUGGCAUCUUGAAAGGAAAACUGGUGAAGUUUUGAGAGUUAUGGAUCGUGGGACAGACUCUAUAAACAACUUAUUAAAUUACAUUCUUUUCUCCAUUGUACCAACAAUCGUUGACAUUAUUGUGGCCAUUGUAUUUUUCGUUUGUACCUUCAAUAAGUGGUUUGGUUUAAUUGUAUUCAUAACUAUGGCACUUUACAUAGCUGCUACAAUUAUGGUUACUGAAUGGCGUACUAAGUUCCAAAGGCGUAUGAACUUGGCAGAUAAUGCUCAAAGAGCACGAAGUGUCGAUAGUUUAAUUAAUUUUGAAACAGUUAAAUAUUAUGGAGCAGAAGCAUACGAAGUGAAUAGUUAUAAAAAAUCAAUAUUAGAAUUCCAAAUAGAAGAAUGGAAAACAAUAAUUACGUUAAAUAUUUUAAAUACUUUACAAAAUGUAAUUGUUUGUAGUGGUUUGUUGGCUGGGUCUUUACUUUGCUUGCACAUGGUUGUGAAUAAUCAAGGUUUAACACUUGGUGAUUAUGUUUUAUUCACAAGUUACAUUGUUCAACUUUAUGUGCCAUUAAAUUGGUUUGGAACAUAUUAUCGGGCUAUACAAAAGAAUUUUGUCGACAUGGAUAACAUGUUUGAUCUUCUUAGAGAAAAACAAGAAGUAAUUGAUGCUCCAGGUGCUGGACCAUUAAUAGUAAAACGUGGUCAGGUGGAAUUCUCGAAUGUGUCGUUUAGUUAUACUCCCGAGAAAAUUAUAUUAAAAAAUAUUAGCUUUGUUGCUCCAGCAGGAAAAACUGUAGCUCUGGUUGGACCUUCUGGAGCUGGAAAAUCGACUAUUAUGCGGUUGUUAUUCAGAUUUUAUGAUGUAGAAUAUGGUGCGAUUUUUAUAGAUGGACAGAAUGUUAAAACAGUUAAACAAGAUUCCUUAAGACGUGCAAUAGGUGUUGUACCUCAAGAUACAGUAUUGUUUAAUAACACCGUGAAAUAUAAUAUUCAAUAUGGUCGCACCGAAGCUGUAGAUGCAGAUGUAAUAGCGGCAGCUAAAAACGCAGACAUUCAUGAUCGAAUUCUUUCAUUUCCAAAUGGUUAUGAAUCACAAGUUGGUGAAAGAGGACUUCGUUUAAGUGGAGGUGAAAAACAACGCGUUGCUAUUGCGCGUACAUUAUUGAAGGAACCAGCAAUUGUGCUUUUAGAUGAAGCAACAAGUGCACUUGAUACUCAGACAGAGCGUAACAUUCAAGCAGCGUUAAGCAGAGUUUGUGUUAAUCGAACUACUAUUAUCAUAGCACACAGAUUAUCCACAAUAAUACACGCUGAUGAAAUUCUCGUCUUGAAAGAAGGAGAAAUUGUAGAAAGAGGCAAACACGAAGAACUCAUUUCUUAUAAUGGAGUAUAUCAUUCCAUGUGGCAAGCACAGCUACAGAAUAAUCAAGAGUCUAAUGAAACAUUAAAUGGUAACAUUAGUCAAGAACCCGAUGUAACAUCAUCUUAAAUGCUUUCUGGAAGAAAGAGACCUCAUUUGUUGAGUAUAAUAAUCAUAAUAAAAAGAAGUGUGUACCUGUUCCUAUACAUGAAUAUCUUAUUGAAGAGUACCACAAAUUAUAAAUUUUUAGAAUGUGAUCCGAUUUUAUUAAACGAUAUACAUUUGUCGUUUAAAUGUUCUUGUUAAUUACAUUUUAUUUAUUAAAAUAUUUGAUUUCUUGUUAACAUUCACAGAGAAAUAAAAAUGCGAUAAUAACUAA